This is a messenger RNA of Funneliformis caledonium, 1864 nucleotides long. The record is from the annotation of a GenBank genome assembly. NCBI's taxonomy places the organism in Eukaryota, Fungi, Glomeromycota, Glomeromycetes, Glomerales, Glomeraceae.
AUGUCUGAUAAACGUAGACAAGUCGCCACUUUGAAAGCCAAGCAAGUUACUGCACAAAAAAAGAGACGACGACGUACUGACCCUGGCGUGAAACCUUCAACUAAUAUGCCAAGUACACCAAAUAGACCUGGCAUUACCUCACCAAUUUAUCCUCAAUCGUUUGCUUCACAACAGCGUCAAACAAUUAAUGAAGACUAUUCAACCUCUUCCGUUAGUUCAGUAGGUGAAGAGGAAUCCGAAAAAAUAAUGACCGAAGAUGAGGAAGACUUUGAGGAUUAUUGUAAAGGAGGUUAUCAUCCCGUUAAAGUUGGUGAUAUAUUCAAUGAUGGAAGUUAUACGGUUGUCCGAAAGUUAGGUUGGGGUCACUUUUCCACAGUUUGGCUUGCAAAAGACAAUCAUCACAAUCGACAUGUCGCACUUAAAGUUGUUAAGUCUGCCCCACAUUAUACUGAAACAGCUUUAGAUGAAAUAAAAUUAUUGCAAAAGAUCGUUGACGCAAAUCCAGAUGCUCCUGGUCGUCGUCAUGUAGUUGAACUUUUAGACCAUUUUCAGCAUAGGGGACCCCAUGGAACGCAUGUGUGUAUGGUAUUUGAAGUAUUGGGCGAAAACUUGUUGAGUUUGAUAAAAAGAUACAGUCAUCGAGGGAUUCCAUCACAUUUGGUCAAACAAAUUACAAAGCAAGUUCUUAUGGGUCUAGAUUAUAUGCAUAGGGAAUGUGGAAUUAUCCAUACUGAUUUAAAACCGGAGAAUGUGCUGGUAUGCAUCGAUGAUGUAGAGGAGGUUGUCCGAAAUGAACUUUUAUGUCGCGGGAAACCACCGGCUACAACUACUACUAAAAAGGGACAACAAUUACGUAUUACGGGAAGUCAACCUCUUUCAUCACCAUCAUCAAAGUCACCAUCUGUACAAAAUUCAUUAAUAGCAUUGCAACAACCUCCACCUCCAACACAAGGUAUGUCUAAAAAUCAGAAAAAAAAAUUAAAGCAAAGAUUGAAGAAACAAGCCGCGAAAGGAAAUGGGACAAAUGGAAUUGGAAUGGAUAUAGAUUGUGAGGUCGUAAAAAAGGAUAUAGAGAAUGGAGAAGAUAUUGAAAUGGUCGAAAACGUUUGUAGUCCAGAUGAUGUAACAACGGAAACAUUGGAACGCGACCUUAAUGACAUUUCUCUUGUCGAUUCAUCUACUCCGAAUUAUCAUUCAUCAUCAUCCAUAGUAACUACUUCCAACGUCCAAACGAAUCUAACACGAAAGUCAUCUACUUCAACGAAAUGGACUACCCCGGAUACGAUUACUGUCAAAAUUGCUGAUCUAGGCAAUGCAUGUUGGGUGGAUCAUCAUUUCACAAAUGAUAUUCAGACAAGACAAUACAGAAGUCCGGAAGUCAUUCUCGGUAGUCGAUGGGGAAGUAGUGCAGACAUUUGGAGUAUGGCAUGUAUGAUUUUUGAACUUUACACGGGUGAUUAUUUGUUCGAUCCACAGGCAGGAUCACGGUACAAUAAGGACGAUGACCACAUAGCUCAAAUUAUGGAGCUUUUGGGUAUUUUUCCAAAAAAUUUGGCCUUAAGCGGAAAGUAUUCAAACGAGAUCUUCAAUCGUAAAGGGGAAUUAAGACAUAUUCAUAAACUUCGACCUUGGAAACUUGCUGAUGUUUUGCAUGACAAAUAUGGGCUUUCACGAACUGAUGCAGAUUUUAUGAGCUCAUUUCUAUUACCAAUGUUAGAUUUAAAUCCGGACAAGAGGGCUUCGGCAAGACAAUCAUUGAAUCAUCAAUGGCUACAGAUUGAAAGUUAUUUAUCUGAAGGAACAACUUCGGGUUCAGGGACCUCGACAAAAUUGACAAGAUCCAGGUCAUCUGAUAAUGGAAUCG